AUGUCUCAUCAUGAAAAUAUAAUAAAAGGUGAAAAUGAGUCUUUUAAGCUCAAAAGUGCUACUCGACAUGCAGAAAUGGUCGCAAUCGAUCAGGUCCUUGACUGGUGCAAGCAACAUAACACAGAUUAUACAGAAGUGUUUGCACACUCAAUAUUGUACGUAACUGUAGAGCCUUGUAUCAUGUGUGCAGCGGCCGUGCGCUUGAUGAAAAUUCCACGGGUCGUAUAUGGCUGUCGAAAUGAACGAUUUGGAGGCUGUGGCUCAGUUUUGAGCAUCUCAUCUGAUGAUAUGGUAGACACAGGAGAACCAUUUGAAUGCAUUUCUGGCUAUCGUGCCAAAGAAGCAGUGGAACUGUUAAAAGCUUUCUACAGACAAGAAAAUCCCAAUGCACCAAAAUCAAAAGUACGGAAAAAGGACCAUCGUAGUUAG
Messenger RNA from Balearica regulorum gibbericeps (East African grey crowned-crane), 429 nucleotides. Lineage: Eukaryota; Metazoa; Chordata; Aves; Gruiformes; Gruidae. The record is from RefSeq and is a predicted model, not a curated record.